GCUUGAGGGGGAUGGCCAGCGAAGGCAGCUUAUGAUGUGGCGGGCUGAAACCAGCGGCUCUCCUCCGAGUGCCCAGCGAUUCGUGGAUUCCACGGCGGAGCAGUCACGUGCUUGGGCCGGGCAAGUUUGACGUCAGCGGCACUCGCGGAAUGUUCAGGCGGGUAAACCUUCAUGGUGCAGAGUCCUAGGAGCUCUUCACUGACAAAAAGGAGGCGAAUAGCUUCAUGGCUGACGAGAUGAAUCGCCAGCGGGAACAGUCGGGUUGCAACUGUGACAUUACCUCCGUAACAGCACCGCAUCCACCGGCAAACUCUGAAUUCUGACUCUCAAGCUUCCACACACUCACUAAUCAAUAUCUACCGUAAAACCGACAAUGGAUACCCCCGACGACGAUGAAUGGGAGUAUGAGUACGAUGAGAACGAGACGGAGGAGUUCUACGUGACCCUCGACCUGUCCGGCAUCCUCCCCACAGGCCAGGAAGGCAUCGAUCCAGCAUACAUCCCGUCCGAGGACCGACCCCGCACAGGCCGUCCCUCGUACAAGAAGACUAAGUCAAAAACAACAGUGACGGCAGCCAGCCGGCUAGCAGCACAGGCCUCAGCUCCCGAACUAGCUCCACAGAGCGAGACAGACACUCUCGACUCAAGCCGCAUCCAGAUAGUAGAUCUGCACACCUCAACUCCCCUCAUCGCGUACCAAGGCCAGCUCCUGAGCUGCCACUGGGCUUCUACCGUUGGAACCGACAUGCUAUUCGCAAAGCAGGACCCAGAUGCAGACUCGCACCACGCUCCGUUAAGGACGGUAGCUCCGUUCGAUCUCCUUGGGCUUAGCUCCACCAAGCUGAUGGCAUCUACCGCUCAGCUGCGGUCUCGAGAUAACCGUCCAGUGAUUGAGAAAGAUCCAUCUCCGUUUCCGGACCAGGCGGCGCGUAGGAGGUCAUCGGGUACCCUUAGCACGAGCGGCGCUAAUCGUCAACUCAAAACCUCGAAAGCGAGGAUCAAUCAACAAAACUUCCUGAGUCGGCUGGGCGCUGCCAAUGCGAAGAGGAAGAGGGAUGAUGAAUCGACCAUGGGCUUGCCGAUGAGGAGCGGUAGACAUGCUUUCGUGAGAGAAGGCGAAUCGCCGGAAGAUACGUCAAGCUCAGACGCAAUUUUUUCAAUGCCAGAUGGAAAUACGGCUGUAGCAGAAACGGAACUAGCCGAAAGCAGGUCAAUUUCAGGCCCACACCCCUUGGUAACCGGUGGAGACGUGGUAGAGGUCGAAUCAGUAGAGGACAGGCCACUCUCAGUUCCAACGCCUUCAGUAGCCGACGGAGAUACGAUCAUGACAGAAGUCGAAUCGGCGAGGGCUGCCUGGACAGCAGAUACUCAGCCGCCACUACCUGUCCAGCAAGAAGGAAGUUCCUGAUUGUGUACCGUUUCUGUAAAAAAAAAUCGUGUAUAACAGAAUAUGCUUAGAAGCAACCGUGUGUUAAAAGCGAAACUCCAAGCUUAAUCACGUCAAUCCAC
This is a messenger RNA of Mytilinidion resinicola, 1509 nucleotides long. RefSeq lists its product as uncharacterized. The record is from RefSeq and is a predicted model, not a curated record. The coding region runs from base 374 to 1408 and encodes 344 amino acids. Lineage: Eukaryota; Fungi; Ascomycota; Dothideomycetes; Mytilinidiales; Mytilinidiaceae. The transcript has a single exon.